CGCUUCUCCAGGUAUGAGAUAGAGAUAGAAGAUAAUAAGGCGUUAUUACGCGUGGGGUGGGUGUUUUUUUUUUUUGCCUUCAUUAAAACACGGGAGUGAUGUGAGCCCGCCCCCACUUCAUGAGUAAACCCGAUUAGUUGUCGUGGCGCGGAGAGGGCGAGGGAGAGGCACGCGCCGCUGACUGAGGGGGAGAGAAGUGCACGAGCGGAGCAGAGCUGAACAUCCUUCAGCUGCAGCCUCUACCGGUAGACGCGAACGGCGCGAGACACACACCAGCUUCACGCGACAAUCCCGCUGCCGUGUUCGUUUCACACACACACAAAAAAGCGACACUCUUGCCCGCGUGGCGUGUCGUUUUGUUUUCUCUUCUUUGUUUUUUUUUGUUUUGUUUUGUUUUUGAGUUUCUUCCCCAUCCGUGGUGGAUUUAAAAAAAAAAAGCUAAGCGAAGGUCCCAAGUCCACCCCGGCUUCCCUAGACGCCUUUCCGCGUUCUGUCACUCCGGCGGGAAGGACGGACGCUCCACCGGCCACAUUUCAUACAGAAUGAAGUACAGCUGCUGGAAUCUUUGAAUUGAGUGGAGCAAGUACAGAGAAGAAAGCCUGGUUCGAGGAAACACAAAAAAGCAACAACCAAAAAAAAAAAAGAAGCGCGACAAGGCCAUAAAGUUAUUUGGUGAAAGAAGAGAGUGAAGAAAGAAACGGGACAAUGGGGAGAAAAAAGAUUCAGAUCACGCGGAUUAUGGACGAACGCAACAGACAGGUGACAUUCACCAAGAGGAAGUUUGGACUGAUGAAGAAAGCCUAUGAGCUGAGUGUGCUAUGCGACUGUGAGAUCGCCCUCAUCAUCUUCAACAGCACCAACAAGCUCUUCCAGUACGCCAGCACCGACAUGGACAAAGUGUUACUGAAGUACACUGAGUACAACGAGCCUCAUGAGAGCAGGACCAAUUCUGACAUUGUGGAGACAUUGAGAAAGAAGGGUCUAAAUGGGUGUGACAGCCCUGACCCAGACGCAGACGAUUCAGUCGGUCACAGCCCAGAGUCCGAGGAAAAGUACCGCAAAAUCAACGAGGACAUAGACCUAAUGAUCAGCAGACAGAGACUGUGUGCGUUGAGCAAGAAGGAGAACAAAGGCAGCGAGAGCCCGGAGCUUGAAUCUGCUCUCGCUCUCACUCCACGCACAGAAGAGAAAUACAAACUGAUUAACGAAGAGUUUGAUCAUAUGAUCAAGACUCAUAAGAUCCCUGCCGUGCCCCCUUCCAACUAUGAUAUGCCAGUGUCCAUCCCAGUGAGCAACCAGAUCUACAGCCACCCUGGAGGAUCCCUAGGCAACCAUAACCUGGUUCCACUGGCCCAUCACGGCAUACAGAGGAACAGCAUGUCCCCAGGUGUCACACACAGACCUCCAAGUGCAGGUGGUCUGAUGGGUGCCGAUCUUACCACAGGCCCUGGCACCAGUGCUGGUAAGGAUGGCAUCCCCACCUUCUACAGAAACGGCUAUGGAAACCACCGUAACUCUCCUGGAUUGCUGGUGUCCUCUGGGGGUAUGAACAAGAACAUGCAGGCCAAGUCGCCCCCACCAAUGAACCUGGGCAUGAACAGCCGAAAGCCUGACCUGCGCGUUCUCAUCCCACCAGGAACCAAGAACAACAUGCCUUCAAUCAAUCAGAGAAUAAACAACUCACAGUCCGCACAGUCAUUGGCCACCCCUGUGGUUUCUGUGGCAACACCCACUCUACCAGGCCAGGGCAUGGGCGGCUACCCUUCAGCAAUUUCCACCUCCUAUGGUACUGAAUAUUCUCUAAGCAGUGCCGACCUGUCAUCUAUAUCUGGCUUUAGCAGUGCCAACACCCUGCACCUGGGCUCAAUGAGUGGCUGGCAGCAGCAGCACCUCCAGAACAUGCAGCACUCUGCCCUCGGCCAGCUGGGAAAUUGCACUAGCACUCACUUAUGUCAGGGUUCAAAUCUCUCCCUGCCCUCUACCCAAAGCCUGCACAUCAAGUCCGAACCUGUUUCUCCUCCUAGAGACCGCUCCAGCAGCGCCACACCUGGCGGCUAUGCCCCACCCCCUUCCCACCCGCAGCAGCACCAGGCUCCACCCCCACAACAGGCUCCGCCCCCACAAGGCCGCUCUCCAGCCGACAGCCUGAGCAGCGAGGGUAGCGACCGCGAUGAGCACAGGCCCGACUUCCACUCACCCCUUGGCAUGGGCCGACCUGGCCUGGACGAGCACGACAGUCCGUCUGUCAAGCGAGUCCGCCUUUCCGAGGGCUGGGCCACAUGAUAAGCCACGCCCCCCACCUCAAAAGCCCCCACACUUGACCUCGGUCCAUCAUCACAUUCACACGUUCUCUCGAUCUGUUCUGAUGAAUCGUUGCCCUCCAAGCUCUGUCAAGUAACUCACAGUGUAAACAGACAGGAGGGUUUUUCUUCAAUUUACUUGUUUUUCGCUCUCUUCUUCAAAGAGUGUCAAAUGUACAUGUUGUUGUGAUUGAUGGGUGUCAGGGAGGGAAAGGGAGGUAGGGGCUAGCAUUAGAGGGUUAAGACAGUGUUUUAGUGGGUGGGGUUACUAUGCAUAACUUUUGCUGUGUGUUGAUUUGACUUUCAAGACUUAACCAUAUAUGCAUAUAUAUUUACACGUGUGUGUAGGUGUACAUAUAUGCAUAGUAACAAAAAAUCGUCAGGUACUCUCGAAUUUUUUUUUGUAAAGGUAUUUACAACUUUCCUCAGCGACAUUCAGCCAUGGGAGAAGCUCAGCUGAGGGCCAGUGCCGACAGGCUAGCACUUGAGUUGCUCUACCAGUACUUUGUGUACAGAUUUAGUUCUCUUCGCCACUCUCUGCAGAAUGUUCCCUCGCUAAAUGUAUGUUAUGAUUGACAAAGUCAUGUUGCAGGUUCAACGUAUUGUACAUAGAGGGCGGGCGGGGACAAGGGGGACGGGUCGAGGUUGCCAGACAUUGGACAUUGAUCUCAAAUGGAAGCUUUUAUGCAGGAUUUUUUUGAAGGAUUGUACAGAUGUACAGCCCCUUUAGGCUUUAGUCAAGGAGAAGGAGUAUUUUAGAACCUCUGAUGAAUCAAGCGCUUUUCUGAAGAAAUGGGAGUGUUAUUCGCAAAAAUGGCAGUCAGUAGAUGAAGGACCAUACCUUAAAUUAAGAGCCAUGUUAGUUUAUUCUGACGAAAUCACAAACCUAGGACUUGCUUUAAAUGUUCAGUAUUAAAAAAAAAAAAUACAAAAAAAAAAAAAAAAAUCAUGAAAAAGAAACAAUUGUAUGAUACUCUUGCUUAUAUUUUCAUAUAAAAAGGAAUACAAUGCAAAGCAUUUUUGUGGCGUUUUGUAGUUUAUAUAAACCAGAAUGAGUUUUGAAAGCUUUGCCUAUAUGAAAAAAAUGAUAGUUGUAUAAGAGUGAUUAACCUUGGGCUUUUCAAAACUAAGCCAUGACAUCUGAGGAACCUUGCUUUGCUGAAGUUUUUUUUUUUCUUUUUUUUCCUCAUUUUGUAGAGUUUUUUUAAUGUGUAUUUCUAAUAAUAUUGAAUAAUAAUAUUAAGAUUCUUUUAAAUAUCUGUGAAAUUAACAUGCUUGUGUAUAGCUUUCUAAUAUAUAAAUAUAUAUAUGAUAAUUAUGGUCAUAACAUUUUUUUGUCAGUGUGAGGUUACAUAAGUACAGUUGCACAUGUUUGUUUUGUCUCUCUUUUUUUCUUUCUUUUCUUUUCUUUUUGCUCCAUACUGAAUCUUUCAAGGGAAACCCAGCAAGAACGGUAGAUUCAGUGUAAAUUAAACAAGCAGCAAUUGGCACAAAUAUCUAGGUUUUUUGGGGGGGAAAUAAUACACCUCUUUGCAUAGUAAUGGUAUCAGGAAACUCAGGUGAAGAAUGUGUAUGCUCCUAAAGUAAGCACACUUCCUAUCAGAUAUGUUUGCUGACUGCUAAAAAUUCCCCUUUCGCGGUAAUAAAGAUCACUUACAUUUAUAGCCGAAUCCAGCGUUUCUUGUUGCUAAUAUAGCAGUGGUCAGCCUGCUUGUAUUUAUAUGUAACUUUCAGUGAGCACAAGAUAUUUAUCCACAUGUGUGCUUUGGUUAGGAAGAAGCACAACCUUUGUGAUAUAACCAACCUUUAGUCUGUGAACCAAAGCAGAUGCUGUUUAAACUCAAAACAAGGAAUCGAUACCUUCACUUGAAUUGACAUUGCACUGAAAGAUUGAAAAGAGUUCAUGGGUUUUUGGUUGAUGUUUUUGUUUUUUGUUUUUUGUUUUUUUUUGACUAAGGGAUAUAUCAUGUUAGUAUGGAUUCAUGGUUAUAAUGAGGCAUAUGUUGUGAAUCCUCGAUCGUGUGUUUUGCUAGUUUUGUCCCAUUACAAUAACACAUUUACCCGUCUCCUCUGAUCGUACUGAGAUCGCUGCAGUGUAAUCGUUUUGAUUUCGCAUGAAUCAGAGACUGGACAUUUGUUGAAAUCUUUUCUACCAAAGACAUGGAGCAGUGUUAUCUUGGCUUUGUUAUAGUCCAUUCUCUUUGGGAUUAGAGAAGGUCAGAAUUCUGAAUAUGUUGUUUUUGCUUUAUGUAAUUUACAAUAAUACUGGUACCUCAUAUUCACCCUCCCAGUACCUCAAAUUACCAUUCAACCAAUUAUGAUGAGAAAUGGGGUGGGAAAAAAAACAAAAAAAAAAACAAAUAAAAAACAAAACAAAAUCUAUUUUAAAAAAAAAAAAGAAGAAGAAGAAAAAAAGAACCUAACAAAUGUACAGUAUUGUGACUCAGUAUGCCAUCGUUUCUUCUAUAAAAUCUCGCAUUAUGUACACAUAUGACUCCCUGGUUCACCCUUUUUUGGUUUGCUGUUCUUUUUCCUUAAAAUAUUGUUUCCAUUAAAAAAAAUGCAAAUAACAAAAAAAGUUAACAAAAAAAAAACAAAAAAAACGUAGUAACAAAUGUAGCUUGUAUAAACCUACAUUGGUAAGGUGGAAAGGAAAGUGUGUUUCUCUCUUUUCGUUUUCCUUUUUAUUUUAUUUUAUUUUUUUUUCAAACCAGGAGAAAGAGGCUUUCAGCGGCAUAAGCUGGACUUUGUCGCCACUUGAAGACAAGAUGUCAUUAAAUUAAAAAAAAUCACAUCUCUGUAUCUCAAGGGACUUGAUUCAGCUGUAUGUAGUGAAAAAUUAAUGUAUGGAUAUUAAAAAAAAAAAAAAUCAUUUUCUCCUGCUGGGAUUCAAAAAGGUAUUUGUAUUUUGCAGAGAACUCAGUAAAGUUACUGGCUUUCUUAGUUACCA
This is a messenger RNA of Hemibagrus wyckioides, 5250 nucleotides long. It is a transcript of the gene mef2cb, whose product is annotated as myocyte enhancer factor 2cb. Bases 706 to 2283 code for a protein of 525 amino acids. The record is from RefSeq and is a predicted model, not a curated record. Gene Ontology annotation, molecular function: histone deacetylase binding; DNA-binding transcription factor activity, RNA polymerase II-specific; protein dimerization activity. Lineage: Eukaryota; Metazoa; Chordata; Actinopteri; Siluriformes; Bagridae. Gene Ontology annotation, biological process: heart development; positive regulation of transcription by RNA polymerase II; cell differentiation. The transcript is spliced from 11 exons.